This is a messenger RNA of Rattus norvegicus (Norway rat), 998 nucleotides long. It is a transcript of the gene Eef1e1, whose product is annotated as eukaryotic translation elongation factor 1 epsilon 1. The record is from RefSeq and is marked provisional. Gene Ontology annotation, cellular component: nucleoplasm; cytosol; protein-containing complex. NCBI's taxonomy places the organism in Eukaryota, Metazoa, Chordata, Mammalia, Rodentia, Muridae. The transcript has 4 exons. Gene Ontology annotation, biological process: positive regulation of DNA damage response, signal transduction by p53 class mediator; positive regulation of cellular senescence. Bases 19 to 543 code for a protein of 174 amino acids.
UAGGAGCUGGGCCAGAAGAUGGCGGCAGCCGCCGAGCUGAGGCUUCUGGAGAAGAGUCUGGGACUGAAGCCGGGGAAUAAGUACAGCGCUCAGGGCGAACGACAGGUUCCAGUCCUACAAACAAACAAUGGCCCCAGUCUAAUGGGAUUGAGCACCAUUGCGACCCAUCUGGUCAAGGAGGCCAACAAGGAGCACUUGCUGGGGAGCACUGCAGAAGAAAAGGCACUAGUUCAGCAGUGGUUAGAGUUCAGGAUCACUCGAGUAGAUGGACACUCCAGUAAAGAAGACACCCAGACUCUGCUGAAGGAUCUCAACUCCUAUCUGGAAGACAAAGUCUACCUUGCAGGACAUAACACUACCCUGGCGGACAUCCUCCUGUACUACGGGCUCCACCGCUUUAUAGUUGACCUGACAGUUCAAGAAAAGGAGAAAUAUCUCAAUGUGUCUCGCUGGUUUUGCCACAUUCAACAUUACCCAGACAUCAGGCAGCAUCUGUCUAGUGUUGUCUUCAUCAAGAACAGACUCUAUGCCAACUCCCACUAGGAGCCCCCAGCAGCAGGAUAGAAGUGAAGGGGAAAGUGUGUUCUGGACCAUGGUACUAAUGUGAACUGAUAUGACGUCAUUGUCCCUUGUGAAAGUGUAAGCUCAAGUCUGAGUGUUUUACUUGUCCCUUAGUUGAGGCUUUGUAAUUUUUAAUGUAAAAGUUCAGCUGUUAUCCAAGCAAAUCACGAUCAAAUUACAAAUCUCGCUUUUUAUGAGCGAAGUUGAUUUUAAUAACAGUUGCAAAUCAAUGGCUCAACUUUAAAAAAACAUUGCUGUUGGUGUCACAUCUGGCUGUUCACUUUUUCAUGUUUUUAAAAUUCAUUUUUCUCUUAGGUAUUUAUUGUAGUUUAUUUACUAGAACCUACGACAAAUUAUGUUGAGCAAUCAGAAAGGGAAGAUAGAUAUAUUUGUUCUCAAAAUAUUUAUGUGAACUAGUAAAUGUGGUUUUAAAAAUC